AUGGAGUGGUAUGACGGAGUGGUCAAAUCCCUUUACUCUAAAAGUAAAUGGUUCCUCAUCGUCUACACCGACGACGACAAAGAGGAAGUCACCGAGAAGGAGCUGCAGCGCAUCCUCGUGCCGCCCGUCCCCGGCGCGCUCGGCGCGAUCGCGGCGUCGUCGCUGCUGCCGGCCGUCGGCGCGUACGGCGGCGCGGCCGCGGUCGGCAAGCUCCGGCUCGCGUGCCGCGCGCUCAGCGCCUUCGACUGGGCGCCCGUCUGGGCCGCCCUCGUCGAGGCGCGCUUCCCCUUCGCCGGCCAGCGCGACGUCGAGGCGUACCGACGGACGGACGCGGAGAAUCCGCUCUUCUUCCGCCCCAGCGCGACGUCAGUCUCCUACGCGGACCUCAACGACGACGGCCCGGCGUUUCUCGCCGGCGCCGCCGCGGGCACGCGCUGGGCGCGGGGCGAUGUGUUGACGCGGUCGCGGCGGCGCUUCCGGGUGGCGUUCGGCGCCGUGCUCGGCGCCGGCCGCGCGUACGUCGGCCUGGCGGUCGCGCGCGCGUUCGACGGCGGGGCCGCGACCUUGGACAGCGACGACGCCAUCCUCAUCAGCAGCCACGGCUACAUUUCCAGGGCCACGGGCGGGGGCGCCGACGGCCUCCCGAAUCGCUGGGGCCCGGGGCCCGACGGCUGGGUCGACGUGCAAGUCGACCUCGACACGCACUACGUAUCCAUCGCCUCGUCGAGCAUGUCUCGGUGGCGGGACAAGAUCGUGCCCUCGUGGAAAUCGGCCGGAGUGGACGCGUACACGUACAUGUGGGCCGGAUACCUCCCGCUCGGGGCGGACAAGAACAUGCCGAAGACUACGACUAUUUGCACUCGGAUAACUACCGAUAUCAGGGCCGUUGGCUCGCGCCUUUUUGCUGUUCCAGGGGGCCAUACAGUGCGGGAAGCAACUAUAACAGGGUUAGAAAGUAUUAAGAAAGGGGAAGGAUAUUGGGUGACUCUGCACGCGGAGAAGAAGAUGACCGCCCUGAACCCUGUGGUCUUCGGCUUUGCGUGA
This is a messenger RNA of Aureococcus anophagefferens, 1044 nucleotides long. RefSeq lists its product as hypothetical. The record is from RefSeq and is a predicted model, not a curated record. The transcript is spliced from 5 exons. Lineage: Eukaryota; Pelagophyceae; Pelagomonadales; Pelagomonadaceae. The coding region runs from base 1 to 1044 and encodes 347 amino acids.